CAAAGGUUCCAUGGAUACCGUAGGCUCACAAAACAAAAAACACAGGCUAUACACAAAACAACAACAAAACACAAUCACACAAAAUGAAGUUCAGCACAAGUCCAAUCCUUGUUCUAUUGUCAGCAGUUUCCCUUCACAGCAAGCAUGCCAAUGCUGCUGUUUCCAGCAGAACCCUGGAAAGUGAGCCCAUGUUUUGCUCCCGUCACAUGGAUUGUAAUGAAUGUCUGAACUAUGGAUGUGCCUGGGGAGGCAAUGGAGAAUGCCACGACACUUGUAUUCCAGACUUGGCCUGCUAUGAUGUCUUCAUCUUUCCACAGCUUGACAUCGUACACACAUGCGAACGGGCCGAGGAAAUGACGGAAGACGAAGCUGUGUGCUCGGAGCAAGACGACUGCCAAGAAUGUACAGGAACCUACAAGCUGGAUGGCUCGACUUGUGAAUGGUACUCAGAUAAAAUGAGUGGAUUGAAAUGGUGUGGCACUGGUGGCUGUGAUGCCUUUGGAAACUGUGGUGAAACGACUUGUAGCAGCAAUGCCAUCAACCAGAAUCGAGAGAAUCUGCCCUGUAGCCAAAUGACACAUUGCAGUGACUGUUUGGAGAAUGACAAUAGUUGUGCUUGGAUUGGAGGAUCCUGUGAGGUAUCCUGUGAUGCGAUUGCUGAUGCUGCCUGCUACAGCGAGUCGACCUUUCCUGAGAUGGAUGAGGAGCAAAUCUGUUGGAUGUAUCGCACAGAAGAGGCCAAUGAGGCACGUUGCGGAGCCCAAACCAAUUGUGGAGACUGCACCAUCACACAGAAGCUUGGCUCUAGUGAUUCUUGCACAUGGUACAGUUUCGCCAAUGCUCAGGGAGGUGUGUGUGGAACGGGUGGCUGCGGUAUAACUGGCAAGUGUGGAGUCUCUAAGCCUGAGGGCUGCAAGGCUCGCAGGACCAACAGUUUUCUUGGCUGGUAG
Seminavis robusta is the source of this 950-nucleotide messenger RNA. The record is from the annotation of a GenBank genome assembly. NCBI's taxonomy places the organism in Eukaryota, Bacillariophyta, Bacillariophyceae, Naviculales, Naviculaceae.